AUGAACAGCUUUACGCUAAGAGGCCGAGAGCACCCCACCCCCCGAGGGGGCCCAGUGGGGCCACAGGCGCCAGGCCCCGACAAGCAGCCACCGGGAGUGAGCCGGUGCAUACCUGAGCGCCCCGCCCCGGACACCAAGAACCACCAACGCACCGAUGUCGGAGGGCGUCAGCCACCGGCAGGAAGAGCAAGGCCUCGUCGGAGAAAGCGGGGGAAGCGAGCCGGCCUUCACGUCCUGCUCCGUCGUCUCCGGAAAGAGAUGGACCUUCGGGGGCUCUAUUCCUGGGUUGCUACCGCCAAAACCAAGUUUGGACUUCCGGAUGCUGCUGACCUUGAUAUUUUCGAUGAAACUGACACAGCUGUCGAAGAAGACAUUUUUCUGGAGUUACUGGAGGCCCAACCAGACCUAUGCCUGACAAUACGUGAAAAGAUUUCAGAUGAAGCUCAUUCCACACCAUCCUCCUCGGAUACAUUAUCUUCCCUCACGGACACUAUAUCACUUUCAUCAAGUGACAGUGACCUCAGGGAAAAGGGCAUUCCUGCAGGCCGCAGUAGAUCCAGCAAAGACAGUUCUGCACCAAAUGUUUCUGUGUCAGAGGCUGCAAAAGAGAUGGUUAAAAAUGCCUUGACUAGGAAACCUGGUGGAGAGGAAAUUCUUGAAGAAUACAAUGCCGAAAAUUCACUGAGCCACCGCACCCGGCGGCAGCUUGUUAACAUAUUGGCAAGUGAUAUGACUGAGCGACAUGGCAGAAUUCCCUCCCGUAAGCAAAAGGAGAAAUAUGCCCUUGGAAUAAUUACACUCUUUCCCUCAUUGAAGGAUCCAUUUUCUCCAAACGGCUAUGUCAAUCAAGACUUCCUGCUGCUGUUUGGUGCUGAAACAGCCACCAAGUUGCUUGAGAAGUGGGACAUGUCAUUCAAGCCAAAGGUUAUUAAAGAAGCCAAACAGCUGACUCAGUCAACUGACCUGUGUCGUUUGAUAAAAGCUGCUGAGAAACCAACAGAGACUGGACGAAAGAGGAGAACCAAAAUAAGUCCAACUGAUGCAGCACACAAAAUGGUGCACUUUCACAAGUCAUGCUGCAGCAUUGAUGAACACUUGCAAGCAAGAGAUGGUAAACAACCAUACAUCCUCGCUGUUGGUCGAACCCAGAACAGCAUUGACACCUUCUACAUCGCAGUGGACAAACAGCUCAUCCCCUGCCAAGCCACCAGCUCACUCAGUGCUUUUGAUGAACUUUUCAAAUCCCACUACGUGUUCAACUUAUCUUACGACGAGUCACUGGUUCAUCUCUACAGUUUUGUGCAGACCACCAUAUUCAACAUUGAUGCCACCUCAACAGAUGAGUCACCACGUGUUCGUGAGUUGCGUGCCAAAAUGUUGAAUGAGAACCAUGUUUAA
Pelmatolapia mariae (spotted tilapia) is the source of this 1398-nucleotide messenger RNA. RefSeq lists its product as uncharacterized. The coding region runs from base 1 to 1398 and encodes 465 amino acids. The transcript is spliced from 9 exons. The record is from RefSeq and is a predicted model, not a curated record. Lineage: Eukaryota; Metazoa; Chordata; Actinopteri; Cichliformes; Cichlidae.